AGUUUGCUUGAAGUGAACUCGGUUCUUAAAAUAUAACGUAGUGGGGUUUGUGUUUUGAAUUUUAGCACAAUUCUUCAGACUUUCAGAGAGAUCAGGAUAAAUAAAAAUGAAUUUGUUUUCUUGACAAAUGUUAUGUCAUGAUAAAGCCAUCAGUUUGGUCCUGUCUAGACUGCUGUGCAUGCAUGCUCUGUGCUUAAUCUCUCUGGAAUUGAGGGACUUAUGUUCAGAAGUGUGGGAUGCCUUCAGCACCUUUAAUAGGAACUGCAGAUUAUCACCACCAUGAAAAAUCAUGGUUUAUAUCUUGAAGUUAUUACUAAAUAAACAUGGAGUCUACUUCAGCCUCAUUGACAGAAGAGGAUGGGCAGUAAGCUUGUGUUAAACAAUGAGCUAGUGAAUUAAUUCUUGUUAUGUGCCAUUGACAGGACUCUCUUAGAAUGGCCUGUGGAUGGUGAAAUACCUGAGGAGCUAAAUACAUGAAUCAUUUGGUGUAAGCACUUGCAGACAAUCCAUGUUAACAGUCACUGGCUCUGGUUGAGGAUUCAGAAUGGGAGACAAGCCUAUCUGGGAGCAGAUUGGAUCCAGCUUUGUACAACAUUACUACCAGCUUUUUGAUGCAGACAGGACUCAGCUAGGAGCAAUAUAUAUUGAUGCAUCAUGCCUUACGUGGGAAGGACAGCAGUUCCAGGGCAAAGCAGCCAUUGUUGAAAAACUUACUAGCCUCCCUUUCCAAAAAAUACAACACAGCAUCACAGCACAAGACCACCAACCUACACCUGAUAGCUGUAUACUCAGUAUGGUAGUGGGACAGCUUAAGGCUGAUGAAGAUCCUAUCAUGGGAUUCCACCAGAUAUUUCUAUUAAAGAACAUCAACGAUGCCUGGGUUUGCACCAAUGACAUGUUCAGGCUAGCACUGCACAACUUCGGCUGAGCUGCCCAUCCCGAGGCACCCGGGCUUUUUUUUUUCUUUUUCUUUUUUUUUUCUUUCUUUUUUUUCCCCCAUUUUCCUCCUCUCCUCUUAACUGGUAUUAUCCACACUCACGGAACAUUCCAAAUAUCAUACACAAACCUGCAGCACUGCAGAGCGUGAGCAAGCAAGACUUGUGACCUGCCCUUCUGCUGAGUUUACAUUGUCACUAGAUGAGUUUCUUGUGCAUGAUGUUUGGAAGUUAGAAUUAGCUGCAUUUGAUAAGAGAAAUUUGUGUUGUACCAGCAUGCCUCGGAAAGAAUUUAUAAUGCAAAAAGGUUGUUGUUUAUGUACUGACAAGAUGCUCUAUAACCCAAAGAAAUGAGAGAACAGCAGCCUGUACAGCCCAGUUAUUGAUUUGUUCAGAUGUUUCAAUGCUACAUUACACAAUAAAACAGAGAUUUUCUUAAAAGUUUAA
Messenger RNA from Oenanthe melanoleuca, 1382 nucleotides. RefSeq names its product nuclear transport factor 2 (gene NUTF2). Gene Ontology annotation, biological process: protein import into nucleus. Lineage: Eukaryota; Metazoa; Chordata; Aves; Passeriformes; Muscicapidae. The record is from RefSeq and is a predicted model, not a curated record. Gene Ontology annotation, cellular component: nuclear pore central transport channel. The transcript is spliced from 5 exons. The coding region runs from base 545 to 928 and encodes 127 amino acids.